Messenger RNA from Phoenix dactylifera (date palm), 1998 nucleotides. The record is from RefSeq and is a predicted model, not a curated record. NCBI's taxonomy places the organism in Eukaryota, Viridiplantae, Streptophyta, Magnoliopsida, Arecales, Arecaceae.
AAAACUGGUUACUUCACAGACGCUGCCACCCACCCUUCCCACUCUUCCUAUCUGUCUUCUGGAUCUUGGUGUCUCAGAAAUAUGAGUCCUUUUCUUUUCUUUUUCCUUUUCUUCCCCUUGAUUUGACCAGCCAGAAGGGCGCUGCCUUCUCUUUGUCUUGUUGCCCUCCAGAGAAUAUGGCUUUGUGAGGUCGCUUUUCCUUCCACCUUCUUUCCCAUCUCCAUCAUUGGAGCCCUUUUCAGUCCUAGAGGUUGCUCUGAGAAGCUGGAGUUCUGUUAACCGUUCCAAAGCUUCCUUUUUUAAAGCUCAAACUUGUUUUGGAGGCAAUGGAGGUGACUUGUGACCUUCAAGUGGAUGUUAAUGGGGAGGAGAUCUUCUUGGUGAACAAGGUAAGCCCUUUUCUCCUAUCAAUACUAAUGGAUAGUUUGGAGUAUUUUAUUUCCAAACGUUAAUUUUAUCCCCUGUUCCCUUCAACUAAAUUUAGAAUCUUGAUCGAGCUUUUGAAUUGGGUAAUUCUAUUUGUCACGCAAAUAUCCAUAAGAUGCUUAUGCCUUGUUUCUUCCUGAUGUAAGAAAGCCAGUCAAAUUGGAUUUGAUCCGGAAAGUUCUUUUCUUUGAAUAUUUAGAGCGUCUCUUUCUUUCAUUUUUGCUUGAUUCUUUGCUUGAUGUGGAGCUGUCUUUAGAGAUUUCAUUCUAUGAAUAGAAAAAAAUGGUAUCUGGUUCUGUCCCUUGUUUUAUCUACGUCUUCUUGUUUUCUCCUUGGAUUUUUCUUUUUUUUGUUUGAUUGAAAUAAGAAAUCGGGUCGGGUCAGGAUCACCCAGGACCCGGUCCGAUCCGACCCAUUUGCACCCCUAAACCACACCUGGUCUCCCCCUCUCAUUUUAAAAAACCUUAUCGAGUCGGGCGGCCACUGGUGCCCGCCCUCGAAAUUUUUGAAAGUAAUCAGGGCCUCAAGAAAUCCCGUCCAUCCUCCAAGAAUCGUAGAAGGGAUAAUCGAAACCAGAACGAGGAGAUGGCUACGGAGAGAACGGUACUGUUGUUAAUCAGGACUUCCCGCCCAUCCUUCCGUAACCCCCACGGCAAGGUCGCCUUCGCCGUUCAUGCCUCCUUCCUCGCCGCCGGCUAUUUCCUCGCCGCCACCGGAAAGAACGCUUUAUCCGAUAAUCCUCCGAUCGGUGGGGAAGAGGUGGGGAUCGAGGGGUGGGACGAGCAGGUGGGUAGCUAUGAUUUUCUGUACUUCGCGACUGAGAUGGGUCAGAAAAAGAAAUUUUUGGUGAGGUGCACGGUGAUCGGUGAGUUUCUUACAAUUGAUUGCUUGAAUCUUGAGGGACAGCAGAAGGAACCGUUAUACUUAUCAAUCCGGGUGAAGGAUUACCUGUCCCAUGAUGAGAAUCAGAUAAGUAAUUAUGGGGAGUUGUACAAAGAUUUGAAGGGCCUCGUCAAGAACUUGAAUUCCAGUAUCUUGGCUAAAUUGGAACCCAACGUUGGGAGCAGGGUUAAGAUCUGAGAAGCUCGGCGCAACAUAUGGGAAAAGCUAAAAUGGAGGAAAGAGUUAUGGGAUAGGGUUGUAUCUUUCGCGUGAAAGGAGGAUUCAUUUUCCUUGGCACGAAUCAACUAUUGGACCGUGCAAUGGUUGCUUCAAGGUCUGUGCAGGCAAUGAAUAGAAAGCUUUGCAGUGCUUUGACAUCCAUGCAGAUUAUGAUCCACCGGCGAAGAUUGAUUAUUCUUUUGUGCAAAAGAUACAAGGCGAACUCAAGAGUUAUGCAGCCUAGUAGCUUGUCAAUUUUCUGUUGGAGUUCAUCAAUCUAGAACCAUCUCUUGGCUCUUCCCCGUUCAAUUGCUCCUUUAUGUGGUUAACAGCGUCCAGAAUUUCUUGCCAUCUUUGAUGUCAGUUUGAUAUUAUGGACAAAACUGCGGAACUUCCGUAAGAUGUGGUAAAAUUGGUCAGUGAAUUUCGAGCCUGUGCUUUUGGCUGACUCGGAGAAUCCUUGGCCACCAA